Messenger RNA from Lingula anatina, 1267 nucleotides. RefSeq names its product integrator complex subunit 8-like. Gene Ontology annotation, cellular component: integrator complex. The record is from RefSeq and is a predicted model, not a curated record. Gene Ontology annotation, biological process: snRNA 3'-end processing. Lineage: Eukaryota; Metazoa; Brachiopoda; Lingulata; Lingulida; Lingulidae.
AUGUUAAGACUUCAACCCCAAAUGUUUCAGUCGGCACAUGAUCUUCUGUUGGCGUCAGAUGCCUCAGUGAAGGACCUGUCUUACAAAUUGUCCAAAUUAAUUUGCUGGGAGAUACUACAGGUGGACAUUCAGCUGUUCCAGCAAGCAGACGGCUUUCUGGAGAGUUCCACGGUUCAAGACAUCAUGAAGAGGACCAAGACCUGCAUCACCUCAUUUAGACUGGACUCUGACAUGUCCCCCAGCAGUGAUAUUGUGGGGCACUGUGUGGCUUUCCUUCUCAACAUCAAAGACUGGGAUUAUUUGGGGAACUUGGAGAACACCAACAGUGGAUAUGUAGAGUUUGGUCGUCUGCUGUCCCUGCUGUGUAAAGAACUACCCAAUAUGAAGGAGAGCAGGAAAGCUGCCAGGGAGGUCUGGGAGGUGAUUUUGCAGAUAUUCACAACCACUGAGCAGCAGAAACGUAGCAGCAGUGGUGCCCCCAGUUCGAUGAAAAGAGAAUCCAACUUGGGCCUUAUAUCUAGGGCACAUUUUGUUCAGUUCAUACAGAGAAUUAAGGAUCCUGUAGUGCUCUCUGCACUGGUGUCUUGUGUGACAAAGUUAUACAAUCUACUCAAGAAUGACCUAACCAGUGAGAUCUCCAGUGACUAUGUCAUCAUGUGGCCUACGGCUUUGGGAAGCUCAAGUCAGUUGAACCUCCUGGCAGUGUCAGAUGCAGUGACAACACUAAUGCAGCAUACUCUCUGUGUGAAUCCAACACAACCCUCUUGGCUCAAGACACAGGCAGAUUUACAUUUUGCACAUGCCCAGUAUUCUGGUGCUAUGCACUGUUACAUGGAGGCAGCCUUGGUGGCGUCAGACUAUUUCUCCCGUCCUGUCCCCAAGACCAUCCUUGAUGACCAGGUGUACAAGAGACUCAUCAAGAGCUGCAACUAUCUCCAGUGUUACACCCAGGCAGCUGUACUGUGUCAGUUUCUUGAGGAGGUGGACUACGUGACUGCCUUCCGCUCUUUCCAGGAAAAACACUGUCAGGAUGCCAUGGAUGCUUACUAUGACUGCAUAUGGGAUGUCACCAUUCUGGAGUUUCUGAUUAAUCUUCAUGCCAAGAAGGGAGAACUUGAGAAGAAACAAAGGGCUUUGCAUGCCAUUGGUCAGUUGGAAUUGAACAGCAGCAAUUCAGAGGAUAUUCUAGUUCAAGCCAAACAGAAAAGAAUGCAGAAAUUCCUCAGGACAUUAGCCAAGCACUAUCUAUGAGAGAGAGCAGUGUGUG